Molecule: messenger RNA, 657 nt
Organism: Carassius gibelio (silver crucian carp)
Lineage: Eukaryota; Metazoa; Chordata; Actinopteri; Cypriniformes; Cyprinidae
Gene: polr1h
Product: RNA polymerase I subunit H
Exons: 4
Coding region: 182-538 (118 amino acids)
Biological process (GO): termination of RNA polymerase I transcription; DNA-templated transcription
Cellular component (GO): RNA polymerase I complex
Molecular function (GO): DNA-directed RNA polymerase activity; nucleic acid binding; zinc ion binding
Source: RefSeq, a predicted model, not a curated record
CACGUGGAACUGUCUUCAGAAGAAAGUUCUCAGAUUACAGACCAGAAAUAUUGUGCUUGUUAUUGAAAGCAGGGUAGAAAUUGCAUGUUCGAGGCCGUUGUGUUUAAGCUUUAAUAAGUGAGUGCGUUAAGACGCAUCUUGUUUUGAACGCAGUGUAAAUCUCUGUAUUAUUUUACCAGAAAUGUCAUGUUUUAGUGGUGAUCUCAACUUCUGCCCAGAAUGUGGGAAUAUUCUUCCAGUGCCUGGCAGGGAAAAUACUAUCACCUGUCCACGGUGUUCCUUCAAAAUCCCUGUUCGAGACUUCACAGCUCAAGUGAUUCAGUCCUCGGUGGUGUUUAAUCCUCUGGAUCAGAGCUCCAGCACUAUUGACAGCGGAGAAGAUGCUGAAUUAAAGGGCCCAGUGAUUGACAGGAGAUGUUCCCGCUGUAAUAAAGAAGGAAUGGUUUAUCAUACAAGACAGAUGAGAUCUGCAGAUGAAGGACAGACGGUUUUCUUCACAUGCAUACACUGCAGGUUCCAAGAAAAGGAGGAUUCAUGAGAAAAUUGCUGUUGGCAUUUACAUUUCUUUUUUUAUUUCUUUUUUUAGUAUAAUUUAAAUGGUAUGAAAUAAUAAAAAUGCUUUGUACAUGUUUUCAAAUAAAAACAAAUAAAUAAUAA